AUGGUGAACGCCCGCGCCGGCACCGACUUUGGAGAUAACACCAUGGCAUACCUUGGCCAACUCAAGAAGAAGAAGGGCGUCUUGCUUUCCGUGUGCACCUGGCAUUAUGCGGAGGUCACGGAUUCCAAGUAUUCGUCUUUCGAGGAGCUGAAGUUUGCUCAUGGCAAUGACCUUGACAUUCUGCCCCUCCGAGUCUGUGAGGAUCCCUGGCCACCAGAGCCACCGAACGACGAGGAGGGCAAGGCAGCAGGGCUUCUGGCAAUGGCCAUCCCCCGCAGCAGGGUCUUCGUGGACUGCCGAAAGCUGAGCGAGCAGGAGAUUGCCUUCAGGAUUGCAGAGGAGCUUCGUCAAGGUGGCACCACCGUCGGGCAUGGCAAGGACGCUCUGAAGCCGACAGUGGCCGCGGCUGCCGGUAAAGCGGACGCCAAGGCUUGGUUUUCUUUGGCCCAGAGGGGCGGAGGAGAGCGGGAAGGACGAUCCUACACAGCGAAGGAGUGCUUCGUGAAGUCGCUAGAGAUCGACAGUGCCAACGCCCAAGCCUGGCUGGCCUUGGGAAAAGACCACGGUGGUGCCAGUAUCAAGGGUGCAACAUAUAGCAAGGCGGAGUGCUAUGCGAAGUCCCUGGAGUACGAUGACACCGGAAUGCAUGCCUGGCGCAAUCUGGGGCUUCACGGCGGAGGAACGGUGAAGGGCAGACCGUACAACCAGAAGGAAUGCUUUGUGAAGGCACUUGGGUGCAGCAGCACUUUCGCGGAUGCUUGGCACAAUCUUGGCCAAGCAGAUGGCGGAAACGUCCAAGGAAAGGAAUACAGCAAGAAGGACUGUUACAUCAAGGCUUUGGAGUGCGAUGAUACCUUGAAAUGUGCCUGGCGGAGCCUGGCCAAGCAGGGUGGCGGCAUAGUGGGCGGCCGAUCCUACAGCGCUGCCGAAUGUGAGGAGAAGGGCAAGGACGCUGUGCAGCCGACAGCGGCCGCGGCGGCCGGUAAAGCAGACGCCAAGGCUUGGUUUUAUUUGGCCCAGAGGGGCGGAGGAGAGCGGGAAGGACGAUCCUACACGGCGAAGGAGUGCUUCGUGAAGUCGCUAGAGAUCGACAGUGCCAACGCCCAAGCCUGGUUUGCCUUGGGGAAAGACCACGGUGGUGCCAGUAUCAAGAGUGCAACGUACAGCAAGUCAGAGUGCUAUGCGAAGUCCCUGGAGUACGAUGACACCGGAAUGCAUGCCUGGCGCAAUCUGGGGCUUCACGGCGGAGGAACGGUGAAGGGCAGACCGUACAGCCAGAAGGAGUGCUAUGUCAAGGCAGUGGGGUGUAACAGCACUUUUGCGGACGGCUGGAACAGCCUCGGAUAUGUGGGUGGCGGAAAUGUACAGGGAAAGGAUUACAGCCGGACGGAAUGCUAUGUCAAGGCUCUGGAGUGCGAUAGUUCCCUGAAACUUGCCUGGCACAACCUUGCGAAGCAAGGUGGCGGCGUGGUCCGAGGACGGUCCUACAGUGCCGCCGAAUGCGAGGCAAAGAGCAAGGAGUAA
This is a messenger RNA of Symbiodinium sp. CCMP2456, 1524 nucleotides long. The record is from the annotation of a GenBank genome assembly. Lineage: Eukaryota; Dinophyceae; Suessiales; Symbiodiniaceae.